ACCGCGCCCCGCACCGGCACCACGAUGCUCCGCCAAGGGGCCCUCGCGGAGCUGCUGCUGGUGCUGCUGGGGCUGAAGGUGCCUGGGGCUGCCAGCUGCCCCACCGACUGCGUCUGCUAUCCUUCACCCAUGACCGUCAGCUGCCAGGCCCACAACUUUGUCACCAUCCCCGAGGGCAUCCCCGAGGACAGCGAGCGGAUCUUCCUGCAGAACAACCAGAUCACCCUGCUGCUGCGGGGCCACUUCAGCCCCUCCAUGGUCACCCUCUGGAUCUACUCCAACAACAUCACCUUCAUCGACCCCAACACCUUCGAGGGGUUUGUCAACCUGGAAGAGCUGGACCUGGGGGACAACCGCUACCUGAGGGCUUUGGCAGCCAACACUUUCCAAGGGCUGGUGAAACUCCAUGCCUUGUACCUGUACAAGUGUGGGCUCAGCUCCCUUCCCAGUGGGAUUUUUGGUGGCCUCCACAACCUACAAUACCUUUACCUGCAAGACAACCACAUUGAGUUCCUCCAGGACGACAUUUUUGUUGACUUGGUAAACCUCAGCCAUCUUUUUCUCCAUGGAAACAAGCUUUGGAGCCUCCACCAGAACACGUUCCGGGGGUUAAUAAACCUGGACAGGCUCCUCAUCCAUCAGAAUCAGCUGCAGUGGAUUCACAGGCGGGCGUUCCACGACCUCCGGCGACUGACCACCCUGUUCCUGUUCAACAACAGCCUCUCGGAGCUGCAGGGGGACUGCCUGGCCCACCUGGGGGCCCUCGAGUUCCUCAGGCUGAACGGAAACCCCUGGAGCUGCGACUGCAAGGCCCGCUCGCUCUGGGAAUGGCUGCACCGUUUCCGGGGCUCCAGCUCCAACGUCAUCUGCGAAUCCCCCGAGCGGAUGCACGGCAAGGACCUCAAAGUGCUGAGGGCGGAAGAUUUUAGGAACUGUUCGGGCUCGGAGUCGCUCCACCAGAUCAAAACUUUCUCAGCUGCAGACAGAGGAGCCUCCAAAGCCCACCAUCCCCACCACUCCUCCAAGGAGAAGGGUGGCGAGAAGGGUUUGCACAGCAGCCAUCCUGCAGCCCGGCCGGGACCUCGCCGCCCUGCCAAGAACUGCACCAGCCACAAAAACCGCAACCGAACCCUUAAGCCGGGAUCGCUGGGGCCGCGCAAAAGCGGGCACGAGUUUCCCGACUACGUGCCUGACUAUCAGCACAAAUUCAGCUUCGGCGUCAUGCCCACCGGGCUCCCGAAACGCAAAGGGAAGUGCACCCGGCGGACGCCCAUCCGUACGCCCAGUGGGGUGCAGCAGGCGGCAGGUGGCUGUGCAGGACUCGUGGCCUCGCGCCUGGCCUUUGUGCUGGUCUUGGUGGCCAUCAUGCGCUGAGCUCGGCCACGGCGGAGUGGAUCUGCACUGCGACCCGUCUACGAAGGACCAGAGUUUCUUUUCUUCUUCUUUUUUUGUACGUGGAGAAGUCUGCGGGCGCGGACUGCGGCGGGCGGGCGGAUGGAAAGGUGUUAGCACGCAUUGCGGCCAACAGCCGAGCCCUGCACCACGAGACAAAGCCAACCUUACCCAAACCGGAUCGUGGAGACCGCCGGCGACGACGGCCGGACAAAAUGGAAAAUUGCAAAUUCCCGUUGAGCGACCCCGCCGAGGACCGCAAGGAACAUAAUUGCUGUAAAAACAAUCACCAAUUAAGCCUACACUGUUUCUCUGAAAGUGAGUGUGUGGACACUUCUACUCAUUGUAUUAAGGACAUUGGUUCUCCCACGUUUUAGCCCUUUUGGCUCCAACCCCACAGGCCAACAUUGGCUGGAAAUCUCUUAGAAGACAAUCUUAAAACCCUGAAUAUCUCAGGCACUACAGCAGAACAAGGCUUGCCUGCUGGGCUUGGAGUAGCCAACUACCAAAGGAAAGACUGGUUAGAGGUGGAAUAAUUAAAACAAAGCAAAGAAAAACAAAAACACACACACACACACAAAAAAGAACCUAAGGAGAUGAAGUACCUGCGAGGAGGUGCGUUUUUUGUAACCGCGUUCACACAUCCAACAAACAAAUCCGACAAAUGCACAGGCCCUCCCCUCUCCUCAAUUAUCCAUAUGUAUGUCUUAUAAUGUUUAUAAACUAUAUGGAAACUAUAUCUUCAGAACUAA
This is a messenger RNA of Lagopus leucura (white-tailed ptarmigan), 2144 nucleotides long. RefSeq names its product reticulon 4 receptor like 1 (gene RTN4RL1). Gene Ontology annotation, molecular function: protein binding. The record is from RefSeq and is a predicted model, not a curated record. NCBI's taxonomy places the organism in Eukaryota, Metazoa, Chordata, Aves, Galliformes, Phasianidae. The transcript has 2 exons. Gene Ontology annotation, cellular component: plasma membrane. The coding region runs from base 25 to 1374 and encodes 449 amino acids.